This is a messenger RNA of Eublepharis macularius, 1516 nucleotides long. It is a transcript of the gene MRPS30, whose product is annotated as mitochondrial ribosomal protein S30. Gene Ontology annotation, molecular function: structural constituent of ribosome. The record is from RefSeq and is a predicted model, not a curated record. Lineage: Eukaryota; Metazoa; Chordata; Lepidosauria; Squamata; Eublepharidae. Gene Ontology annotation, biological process: translation. Gene Ontology annotation, cellular component: mitochondrial large ribosomal subunit; mitochondrion; ribosome. Bases 1 to 1311 code for a protein of 436 amino acids. The transcript is spliced from 5 exons.
AUGUUACGUGACCAAUCACGAUACUCAGCGUUGCCGGAAACGAGCUUCUUUCUUCCGGUUGGAAAUAUGGCGGCCCACAGAAUUCGGCGGUUGCUGUGCAACUGCCGGCAGCUACACAGCGAAGCCUUGGCGCCGGCGACUACGACUACGACCGCGCCGCCCUCUCUGUACCCGCCGGUGGUGUUCUCAAUCACGGCCAAGAGCCAGGCGGCCCAGCGGCGGCGACGCGAGCGGCUCUACCAGGAAGUGCACGACGCGCCCUCUUUGGAGGAGAAGCUGCGGAUCUUCGGGAGGAACCAGCGCCUCAAGUACGUGGUCUACCCGCAGACGUGGGCCCUCAACGCCGACCGCUGGUACCAGGAUUUCACCAAGACGGUCUUCGUGCCGGGGCUGCCGGCCCAGGAGGAAACUGGCGGGGAAGCAAGCCGCGUGGACCUGUCCGAGCUGCGCUCCGUGGUGUGCGACGUGCUGCUCCAAGAGCUGUUCUACCAGCGCAAGCGGACGCCCUAUCUCUUCCGCGCCAUCGACCAGGGGCCGGCGCCCUUUCUCACCCAUCUGGUGCCUGCCCUCACCGCCUACCUGGCCAGCCACAACCCGGUCCUCGUUUCCUCCUCCAUUGAUUUUAAACCGGACGUAAAUUUCUAUUGGCUGCGUGGUGAGACAGUAGUUCCCCGUGGACAUCGGAAGGGAAGAAUUGAUCCACUGAGAUUUCAAAUAGAUGAUAAACCUCACUGUCAACUUCGGAUACCAAAGCAGCUUUCUGAGUUUGUCCCUCUGGACUAUGUGGCUCCUGAGGAGAUUCCUGUUUUCAAAGUUUUACCUGACAAACUUCCAUUGUUUAAAAGGCAAUAUGACAACAAAAUAUUUAUAGGUUCAAAGGUAGCGGAUCCCUGCCUGUAUGGCCAUACGCAAUUUCAUUUGCUUCCUAGCAGACUGAAAAGAGAGAGGCUGAUAAGAUUAGGCCUCACUGAUCAGACUGAAGUCGUCUACCGUGCCAAUGGAAUUGCAAGUCUUUUUGCCUGGACUGGAGCGCAAGCAAUGUACCAGGGAUUCUGGAGUGAGGCAGAUGUGACCCGGCCCUUUGUAUCGCAGGCUGUGAUUACUGACGGAAGAUAUUUUGCCUUCUUUUGUUACCAGUUGAAUACCUUGGCUUUAACUGUUGAUGCUGAUAAAAAUAACCCCAGGAAAAAUAUUUGCUGGGGAACUGAGAGUAAGCCCCUGUACCAAGCAAUAGAAGACAAUGAUGUGAAAGGGUUUGAUGACGAAGUUCUGCUUCAAUUGGUCAAUUUUUUUCUACACAGACCAAAAUAAUUUUAACUCUAAAUUCAGAUAAUGAGAACAAUCUCAAAUGCUGAAGCAACCCCCAUUGUGAAAAACGUUGUCUGGACUACAGUCAUACAUUGCUUUUCAGGAUGAAAAGGGGUUAUAGAAGAACUUUGCUGGUGCUGUUGAUUGCCGAAUUUGUCUGUGUGUAUGUACCUAUCUAUAUAGCUGCUUAAAUGAAAUAUGAAAAGUA